CACACAGACAAGCAGCAGACCAGACUACGUGAAGCUGCAUGGACUUUCUGUGUGUUUCUAACAUUAUGUGUGCGUUCUUGAGGAAAUACCACACACAUGUACAUGUACUCCUGUGUGAUAAUGGUACCAACUUUGUUGGAGGAGAACGGGAGUUACGGGAGGCCUUUGAUGCUAUGGCACCUGAGCUGCAAGAUCAGCUAGCGAAACAGAAGAUCUCCUUCCAGUUCAACCCCCCAAGUGCUCCACAUUUCGUCGGGGCCUGGGAGCGGGAGUUUGGAUCAGUGAAAACAGCGCUUAGGGUCAUCCUCCGGGAUCAGUCAGUGCCAGAGCCGGUCCUGCACACCGUUCUUGUUGAAGUCGAGGGGAUUUUAAACGCUAAACCACUCGGAUAUGUCUCAGCUGAUGCCGCUGACCCUGACCCAAUUACGCCGCAUGUUUUACUUAUGGGACGUCGUGAUUCCUCACUGCCACAGGCCUUGUAUGACUCCAGCAGUAUUUUGGGGACACGACGAUGGAGGCAUAGUCAGGUGCUAGCAGACAACUUCUGGUCAACCUUCAUCCGACGGUACCUACCAAGCCUACAAGGAAGAGCUAAAUGGCAGACAGAUGGAGGCCAACUUGCUGUGGACCAGGUCGUUCUGAUAAUUGAUCCACAACUCCCACGAGCUCUCUGGCCAGUGGGAAAAGUGGUCAGGAUCUACCCUGGACCAGAUGGAAACAUCAGAACAGCCACUGUCAAGGUUAAGGACAAGACCUACGUCCGGCCUGUCGCCCGACUCAUCCAGCUACCCGAGAUCAGUGACUCUGAGGAUAACGCCAACUGAUGGACUUUCUCUGGGAGUUCAAAUGUCCUCAAGACAGACUUUUGGGGGCGGCUGUGUGAGAAAGCCCUAAAGGUAAAGCACCAUCUACUGGUCAAAGGCAGUAGCACGGUCUGAACACGUCAGGACAUGCCCAGUCACACAGACAAGCAGCAGACCAGACUGCGUGAAGCUGCAUGGACUUUCUGUGUGUUUCUAACAUUAUGUGUGCGUUCUUGAGGAAAUGUAAGUUUGUUCUGCUUACUAGUUGUGGAUAUUUGAUUAUUAUUCCUGUUUGUGUUGCAUGGAACAUAUUUGUUGAGCUUGAGUAGAUAAAUCGCUUGUGUCUCAGUAGCAGUUUUGCUCUUGCUUGCAUCGAUAUUGCAACUGAGUUUAUUGUGUUUGUGACCAUGCUUUAGUAAAAGACGUUUACAUGUUCAAUUAUUCACCGAUAAUACAUUUCUGUUGUUAUGCUAUUCUUAAGCAGCAAUUUGCAGCUGUUAAGAAUCGUUUAUUGAUGUAAGUACAGAAUAAUAUUCUGAGCAUUUUGUGACAUGUUAUUGUUUUUCUCUGAUUUCAGACCACACACAUGUACACACAUGUAUAUACACAAACUAAAUACACACUACAUGUUGCUGUUCAACAAUCUUCAAUAAAAGAAG
This is a messenger RNA of Solea solea (common sole), 1462 nucleotides long. RefSeq lists its product as uncharacterized. Lineage: Eukaryota; Metazoa; Chordata; Actinopteri; Pleuronectiformes; Soleidae. Gene Ontology annotation, molecular function: nucleic acid binding. The record is from RefSeq and is a predicted model, not a curated record. Gene Ontology annotation, biological process: DNA integration. The coding region runs from base 39 to 824 and encodes 261 amino acids. The transcript is spliced from 2 exons.